AUGAUGAUGGCAGAAACUAUGACAUCAACGUUUAACCCAUUAGAUACAAAAUCAAAAAGAACAUAUAAAAAGCAAAAAGAUGUUCAUUAUGAUCUAUCAACAAUUUCUUCAAACAAAAACUCAGUUAAUUCUUCGACAAACAAUACUAAUGAUUGGCAUCGAUUGUUAUUAACUCGUCUUAAGCCUGGUGUUACAGGAAAAUAUCGAAUGACAAGAAAAAAUGGCAUUAAAUCAGGCAUAAUUUCAUCAACAUCGUUUGACGAUUCAAAUGUGAUAUUACGAUCAUACAAUGAUGAAUCAUCCAUAAGUCAAUCGGAUACAUUGAAACAACUUGAUUCUUCAACAGAAAAUUCAAUAAGAAGAGAUAAUCACUAUGUAAAAAAUUCUACGUCAAAUCGAUCUGAUGAUCAUAUUACUUCACUCAAGCGACGAGUCAGAAAACAACAAAUGAGAUAUCUACAAAAUCAAACAAGUUUUAUUCAAGACAGUACAUUUCAAUUAUCCUCAUCAACUGAUCUCAUGUUUAUACCAUAUUCCAAACGAAGUAGAUCACCACAUCGUUUUAGAGCACAGAAAAUAAGUUAUGUUGUUCCAUUACCAUCAUUAAUGAAUUCCACCAGAGCAGUACCAACUCAUUUACAUGACAUUAAGUUGAACCUUUAUGGAUAUUAA
This is a messenger RNA of Rotaria sp. Silwood1, 672 nucleotides long. The record is from the annotation of a GenBank genome assembly. NCBI's taxonomy places the organism in Eukaryota, Metazoa, Rotifera, Eurotatoria, Philodinida, Philodinidae.